AUGGCCGGAAAGAAGACGCCAACACUUCCCAGAAACAGCGAGAUCGCUCCCGGAAUCAGUCGAUUCUCGGCUGGCCGUCUCUUCCACAAGCGCGGUCUGUGGAAGAAGCUUGAAAAGCCCCUGCCCAAGAAGGAAACCGCUCCCAAAGGCACUUUGACCGAGACCAAGAAGGUCGGUGGAAGCAAGAACGGAGGUCAACGUGUUGUGCCAAAGCGCAAGACCGGUCGUUUCGUUUCGCAGGUUGAGACCCGACCCAAACACAACGCCCGCAAGGCCAAGCUCCCCAAACUCCGAGCCUCCAUCACUCCCGGAACCGUCCUCAUUGUUUUGGCUGGACGUCACCGUGGAAAGCGUGUGGUCUUCCUGAAGCAGCUCGAAUCCGGUCUUCUGUUGGUCUCUGGUGAGUUUUUUUCUUCUAUUUUGUUGGAUUUUAGGCCGUUACAUUAGACAUGGGAUAUUGAUAUAGAACGGGUUUCGUUUUUGGAAGUAUAAAACAAAUUUUUAUGCUGAUGAACAAGAUCGGAAAAUGAAUCCAUAAUUCAGGCUCAAAACAGAAAUUGAGGUUUCCUGAUAUUAUAGUGGUUAGAUUUGUUUUAUAUUUUUUUGGCCUAGAAAUGAAGUUAUUAUAAUUUUAGGCCCUCUCCGAUACAACGGAACCCCUCUCCGCCGUAUCGCUCAGGCCUUCGUGAUCGCCACCAAAACCAAGAUCGACAUCUCAUCGGUGAAGCUGCCUGAAAACCUGACCGACGAGUACUUCAAGCGAACCACCGAGAAGAAGCCCAAGGAAGAGGGCAACAUCUUUGUCCAAACCAAGACCCAAUACACCGUCACCGACCAGAGAAAGAAGGACCAGAAGACCGUGGACGCCUCUCUCAUCGCCGCCAUCAAGAAGAGCAAGGACGCCAAGUUCCUCAAGGCCUACCUGGCCACGCCGUUCAGCAUCCAGAAGGGAGAAAAAGUGCACAACCUCGUCUUCUAA
Bursaphelenchus xylophilus (pine wood nematode) is the source of this 979-nucleotide messenger RNA. The record is from the annotation of a GenBank genome assembly. NCBI's taxonomy places the organism in Eukaryota, Metazoa, Nematoda, Chromadorea, Rhabditida, Aphelenchoididae.